Molecule: messenger RNA, 759 nt
Organism: Lachancea mirantina
Lineage: Eukaryota; Fungi; Ascomycota; Saccharomycetes; Saccharomycetales; Saccharomycetaceae
Source: the annotation of a GenBank genome assembly
AUGUCUUCCACAUCUUACCUUGUCACCGGCGGAAACAGAGGAAUUGGUCUAUCACUAGUCAAAGAAUUGAGUUCCGACUUGAAAAACACCGUGGUGGCUACUGCUAGAGAACCAAGCGCGGCCAGUGACUUGAAGAAAUGGGCUGCGGAGCAUUCUAAUGUGAAGAUUGUGCAGUUGGAUGUCUCUUCAGGCGAAAGCGUCCAGAAUGCCGCCAAAGAAACUGCCAAGAUUCUACCUGAUGGUUUAGAUGCGUUGGUGUCAAAUGCUGGUGUGCUAAAGGACAUCGGCAAGUUUCUAGACCAUCCUGAUGACCUUUAUAUCGAGCAGUUCGACGUCAACACUGUCGGUCCUAUUAGAUUAGUGAAAGCCUUCAAGCCUUUGCUAGACCAGAAGGAAACGAAAGAGGUUGCCGUGGUUUCUUCUCUAGUUGGAUCGCUAAAUGUCGAGCUGCCGGCGGGAUUUUCGGGUUAUGGAGUGUCUAAAGCUGCAACUAACUAUGUUGUCAAGGGAUUGAUCCAAGAACUUGCUCCUGAGGGCUACAGCAUUGUUGCAAUUCACCCAGGUUUAGUGGGGAGCGACAUGGGUGCGGACUCGUUGGUGCAAAUGGGUGACGAGGUCGCUGGCCAAUUGAAAAAGGCCUUGCCAUUGCUAACCACCGAGGAGUCGGCAAAAGCUAUCAAGGAAAAUGUUCUGACAGACUUGAAGAGCAAGAACGCUGGUAAGUUCUUGAGUUACGAUGGCUCUGAGCUACCGUGGUAG